This is a messenger RNA of Lagenorhynchus albirostris (white-beaked dolphin), 5622 nucleotides long. It is a transcript of the gene ZNF250, whose product is annotated as zinc finger protein 250. Gene Ontology annotation, molecular function: RNA polymerase II cis-regulatory region sequence-specific DNA binding; DNA-binding transcription repressor activity, RNA polymerase II-specific. The transcript has 6 exons. The record is from RefSeq and is a predicted model, not a curated record. The coding region runs from base 3027 to 5150 and encodes 707 amino acids. Gene Ontology annotation, biological process: regulation of immune system process; regulation of cytokine production; negative regulation of transcription by RNA polymerase II. Lineage: Eukaryota; Metazoa; Chordata; Mammalia; Artiodactyla; Delphinidae.
AGGGCGGGUGCUUUUUGUACUUGCCGCUGUGUUGGGGGCGGCGUUGCCUCCCUAGGCAGCUCCUCAGAGCCAGUUCUGACCCUUGGGGGUGGUGAUUCCGGCUCUGGGGACCAUCUAAACAGGACUUGUCCUGCCCACCUGUUCGCCCUUCCUGAUGCCUGGAGCUCUGGGCAUCGCGGCGGGGGUGGCCUGGUAAAAGCCAGGUUCGGUGCCCAGGUGGCUGUGUCCUCCCUGUGGUGUCUGUCAGCGGCCUGCAGUGCUUUUUGCACGUCUUUGCAUCUGGCACAGACUGGUUCCAGGAGACCCAGACCUUAUCUGCCACAGGGCAAAAAAAAUGAAAAACUAGUUAGUAGCACUUUUUAAAUUUGUUUUCUUUAUUUUUUAUCAGGAUGUAAGUGUCUUAUUCCAUUUGUGCUGCUACAACAAAGCACCACACACAGGGCAGCCUAUAAAAACAACAGACAUUGAUUUCUCACAGUGAGGAGGCCGGAUGUCCGAGGUCAGGGGGCCAGCAGGGGCGGGUGAGGCCCUCUUCCUGGCUGCAGACUUCCUGUGUCCUCCCGUGGAGGAAGGGGCAAGGGAGCUCUGUGGGGUCUCUUAUCAGGGGGACUCCACCUUCAUGACCGAAGCACUCCCAAAGGCCCCACCUCAUAACACCCUCACGUUGGGCAUUAGGAUUUCAACACAGACAUAUACAUUUGGGGGACACGGACAUUCAGACCAGAGCAACAAGCAUACUUCAGGAUACUUCACACUUUUUCCCUUCGGCAGUUUGCAGAGGUCAUCCUAGGCAGAGGCCUUUUGCUUUUGUGCUUCUCUGGGACUCACCGCAGGUGGGAAUCUUGUCGCCUUCUCCCUCUCCGCCCCCCUGUGCCUCAGGCCCGCUGGGUUUGAGUUAAUCCCAUCGGGUGACGUGAGGCUUAGUCAAGUGCUCUCACCUGAGAGGAGGUGUGUCAUCUCUCUGUCUUACUGGUGUGGACAAGGGCUCACACCCCCUCGUGGCCCUGAGGUCAUUGUUUGUGAAACAGGAGCAUCGUGGACACACCCCACAUCCCCUGCUUUUGCCGACCCGACCCGUCUGUCCACCGGGUGCAGUCUGAGUCUUGGUCUUAGCAGGUGCCGGACUGGUGUGUGGAAGGACUGUGGCUUUGGCAGCGGCACCAUCCUGAAGCCUCUGCUUCUGAAGCCACACGACUCACGUGGGAUUCGAGCUCAGGGGAUGAGCCUCGAGCUCACUGUUUUAAUUGAAACCACACACCUAGGCUCAGGACUUAAUGAAGCUCAGGCUGUGUAUGUCGGCGGUCCCUAACCUUUUUGGCACCAGGAGCCGGUUUCGUGGGAGACAGUUUUUCCACGGACAGGGUGGGGGGGGUGGUUCAGGCGGUAACGCCAGCGAUGGGGAGAGGCAGGUGAUGCUGUGCGACCCGGUCCGGUACCCGUCCGCGGCCUGGGGGUUGGGGACCCCUGCUCUAUGUCUCAGCAGAAGGAAUUCAUAGUAAGAGGUAAAGUGAUGGGUGAGAAGUGGAAUUAUUUAGAGAAGUACGCAUUCCUCAGAAUGUGGUCCGUCUCAAAAGGCGAGAGCGGCCCUGGAAUACGGGGUGGUUACUUUUUAUGGGCCGGCUAGUUUCAUAGGCUAACUAGUAGGAGGGUUGUUUCAGCUUGUUCAGGGGAAGGGCAGGGGCCUCGGAACUGUGGGGCCCGUGGGUGUGUCAUUUAGCUGAUGUACUACAGUGAGCAUAUAAUGAGGCUCUGGGGGGCGAGUCUUCCACCAUCUUGGGCGUGGUUGGUUCUAACCAGUUUUUGUCAUAUCUGACAUCUGUGUGUUCUUUAAGGAUUGUGCUCUGCCCCCUCCCCUCCUGGUCUCACGUCCCUCCCAGGAGGGUGUGCACUGCCUACGGAUGUAUCUGCUGCAUCUAAAUAUACCAGGUGACUUUCCCGCCUGAGAAAGAGCCUAUCAGAAACUCCGCUUCCCCAUUGCUGCCGGCAGCAGAUGUUCGCCUUGCACUUGUUGCUGUUCUGAAGCGGGGAGUGUGGUCUCAUUGCUCCUGUAAUUUCAUACACUUAUUCAGCAAACAUUGAGCCACUGGCUGCUCUGCUGGGGCAGGAAGGGGGGUGUGAGAGCGACAAGGCAGAGGACCUCGGUGAGAGGAGGGGCCUCGGCGACAGGGUGACAUGGCCAAGCACCAGCCGAGGGGCAGGAGCCACCCAGCCAAGGGGCGGCCCGGGCAGGGUUGAGCACCCCAGGAACGGUGUAGGGGCGGGCUGGGGGUGGCCUUGGAGCCGAGAACAGUCACUGUGUUCCCAUGGGGGGGGCAGGACAGGACGGUGCUGCCGCGGCCCAGGUUCUGGAUCUGUGCGGCGGGAAGCAGCUCAGGUCACAGGCACGGGCUCGGGCAGGAGCUGGCCUGGCCCAAGGCCUCGUGGCCGGCCACCAGCACCCACUGGGGAGGCUGUGAAUGGGGCGCCUGUGGCCGGGUAUGGUCAGCCCGUAGUGCAAAUGACUGUCCACCUCUGCUGGGUUCCCAGAGGACCAGAGCUGUGCCGUUAACAAAGGUCGGUCUCCGUUUUCGGGUGAAUUCUGGGGUACUUUUAUUCACUCCUUGCAUUCUAAUCGAAGGCUCCGGUUGAAAUUCUAAUUAGAGUCGUGUUGCCUUUACACGCACAGACACGCACGCACACACGUUUUGGGGGAGUGGGCAUUUCUGGUGGACGGAGGGGUGGGCGGUGCGGGCCAGCCUCUCUCCGCCAAGGCUUCUGCUCCCCAGAGGCAGCCACGGUCAGGAGUUCAGUGUGUAUUUUCCUGAAAGUUGUGGUAAACGUACUCAUCCACUGGACGUUUCACAAAGAAAGUGAGGUGGGGGCUCCCUGACAUGCUCCCCCAGAGGCCCACAGUGUGAGGUGAGGCGUCCUGCUUGGUGAGCUGCCUGCCUGAGGGGGCUGACCUCAUUCUUGCGUCGUUUUUCCCCGAGCAAUCUGCCUGCUGGGCUUCUGUGUCCCUGUUGCGGACCCGCCUCGGCCUCCAGGUGAUGUCAGCCCCAUCACCCUGCCAGGGGAGCUCUUGGUCCCCACUUCUGUGUGGCAGUUGGGGGGUGACAGAUAGCUUACUUGGCCUGGCAUUUCCCCAGAACCUGCCCACCGUCGGGCCUCCCUGUCAGGUGCUCAAACCAAAUCCCUGGGUCACUCUGGACUCCCACCAGAACCCAACCCCCACUGGAGCCGCCACCGGGGCAGGACCAGGCGUGGCCAGGGCAUCGGUGGGCCACAGGAGGGCCUGGCAUGGGGCCCCCACAGGAGUGCGGCCCUGGCAGGACUGUGCACGCCCAGCCUCUCUGGAGGCAGCCAGGCCCGGUGCCUCCCUGGAUGACAGCUUGGCUCCUGUGAGGACGCGCUCACCCGGGCCUGUGCGUGCACUGCAGGCCGUGCCAGUCCCACAGGCUCCUCCGAUUUCCAUCUUCCUCAGAUACCCCAGGGAUCAGGUGAUGGCAGCGGCCAGGCUCCUGCCGCCACCGGCGGUGCCCCAGGCCAAGGUGACCUUCGAGGACGUGGCCGUGCUCCUCUCCCAGGAGGAGUGGGACCGCCUGGGCCCUGCUCAGCGGGGCCUCUACCGACAUGUGAUGAUGGAAACCUACGGGAACGUGGUCUCCGUGGGAAUUCCAGGAACCAAGCCCGAGGUGAUCUCGCAGCUGGAGCGAGGAGAGGAGCCGUGGGUCCUGGACAAACAGGGAAAUGAGGGGCGCCGGGGCCUGGGCACUGGCCGCUCAGACAACUUCACGUAUGACCACAUGACAGCUUGUGUGCAACAAGACAGCACGUCCUGUCCCUGGGGAUGUGAAAACACGGAGCGGGACCAGAGCAGAGCCUUGAGUCUGAGGCCGCUCACUUCACAGGAAGCACCAACGGCUCUGAGGAGAACGCCAGCCGAGUGGAGUGACCAGGGAAGCUGCGAGCCUGAGGAGAGCUUCUGUCUGAGUCCCAGCCACGCCGGCCCCCCUGAAGGCCGGGCCUUGAGUCAGGGCAUGCCUGUCGCUCAGCGACCAGCCGUUCCUGGCGGGGAGAGACCCUACCGGUGCGUGGAGUGCGGGAAGUGCUUUGGGCGGAGCUCCCACCUCCUCCAGCACCAGAGAACCCACACCGGGGAGAGGCCCUACGUGUGUGGCGUGUGCGGCAAGGCCUUCAGCCAGAGCUCGGUCCUCAGCAAGCACAGGAGGAUCCACACGGGCGAGAAGCCCUACGCGUGUCACGAGUGUGGAAAGGCCUUUCGAGUGAGCUCAGAUCUGGCUCAGCAUCACAAGAUCCACACGGGGGAGAAGCCACAUGAGUGUCUCGAGUGUCGCAAGGCCUUCACACAGCUCUCCCACCUGCUCCAGCACCAGCGCAUCCACACCGGGGAGAGGCCCUACGUGUGCGGCGUGUGCGGGAAGGCCUUCAACCACAGCACUGUGCUGCGCAGCCACCGGCGGGUGCACACCGGGGAGAAGCCGCACGCAUGCGCGGAGUGUGGCCGCGCCUUCAGCGUGAAGAGGACGCUGCUCCAGCACCAGCGGGUCCACACCGGGGAGAAGCCCUACGCCUGCGGCGAGUGUGGCCGCGCCUUCAGCGACCGCUCCGUCCUCAUCCAGCACCACAGCGUGCACACAGGCGAGAAGCCCUAUGAGUGCAGCGAGUGCGGCAAGGCCUUCCGGCACCGCUCCACCCUCCUGAACCACGAACGUAUCCACACCGAGGAGAAGCCCUAUGGCUGCUACGCAUGCGGCAAGGCCUUCGUGCAGCACUCCCACCUGACCCAGCACCAGCGGGUCCACACCGGCGAAAAGCCCUACGUGUGCAGCGAGUGUGGCCACGCCUUCAGUGCCCGCAGGUCCCUGGUCCAGCACCAGCGGGUCCACACGGGUGAGAGGCCAUUCCGCUGUGCACAGUGCGACAAGGCCUUCAGCCUGAAGGCCACGCUGAUCGUGCACCUGAGGACCCACACAGGCGAGAGGCCCUAUGAGUGUAGCCGCUGCGGCAAGGCCUUCAGCCAGUACUCGGUGCUCGUGCAGCACCAACGCAUCCACACAGGCGAGAGGCCCUAUGAAUGUGGGGAGUGCGGCCGCGCCUUUAACCAGCACGGCCACCUGAUCCAGCACCAGAAGGUACACAGGAAGCUGUGACCUUGGCCGCACGCGAACCUGCACUUGGGAACCUGGGCACCCGGCCCCAGGAAGCCUCCAGUCCAAGGGAGGUGCCCGUCAGCGUCACCAAGUAUCACUGAGAAGGGAAGCACUGACAUGUCUCUGGAAGAACUUCAGAGGAUGCCUCAUUUUUUUCUCUCAACUUCUUGAGGUUACACUGCAGAGUAAUUACACAAUUGUAGAGAAUUUUGGUGAAGACAGUUACAAUUCAUUAUUUAACAUUAGUUUAUUAGAAGUGAGGAAGUAAAGGAAGUUACUGUCACAGUAAAACUUCCUCACACUCCAAAUAGAGGGUUUUUCCUUAGAACAUUAUAUGCCUUUUUCCUAAACUCAACAACUGUUCUGAGUAUUGCACUUAAAAUUAGAAUGUUGGACGAUAUUUUCAGUAUUCUGUUAAGCACUACAAUACUGUGUGGAUAAAAUGACAUAAAAAAGAUUGUCACUAAGUGUC